Tetrahymena thermophila SB210 is the source of this 9411-nucleotide messenger RNA. RefSeq names its product EGF-like domain protein. The transcript is spliced from 35 exons. Lineage: Eukaryota; Ciliophora; Oligohymenophorea; Hymenostomatida; Tetrahymenidae. The record is from RefSeq and is a predicted model, not a curated record. Gene Ontology annotation, molecular function: protein binding.
AUGUUAAAAUUAAUAAUAUUAAUUUUGACCUUCUUGAAAUAUUUUAUAGUUAGAACAGCUCUAACUCCAGUUAAUAUUUUAAAUACCUCUUCUGAUCCAGUAAUUGCGACAUCUAUUUUUAUCGAAACUUAACCAUAUAUUGUAUAUGUUGGAGCAGAUAAUAACAUCUACAUAUAUGAUCCUAUACAAAAUUUGGAUCUAAAUAAUGUACUCAUUACGACAACUUCUCCUACUUUUAUUCAAGAUAUAAACUCUGUUGUAUAGGGAAAAUACUUUGUGGCUAUAGCAGUAGAUAAAAUCAAGAUUGUUGAAAUAUUAAUACCCUCAUUAAACUUUGGUACACCUAGUUCAAUAAGCUAUUAAGCAGGAACAUCAUGCUAUAGUAUGCUUUAUAAUCCAAGUUUAGAUACUUUGUUUUGGGCAGAAGGUAAAGCAAAAAUCUAAAGUGUUCAAUUAUCAAACUUAGCUACUGUAAAUACAAUAACAGUCACUUCUGUUAGUUAAAUAGUAUUUAUUGGAUUAUGGAAAUAAAAAUCAUAAUGGUUUGUAAUAGAUUCUAUUCAUAAACUACAUUUAUUAGAUGCUAGUUAAAACUCAAUAGCAACAACUACUCUUUCUAACUAACCUACUAGCGUAUCAUAUGUCUACGGAUAGCUAACAGAAUAUAUUAUUAGUUGUUAUUAUACUCCUAUGUAAUGUCAAAUAUUUCCAAUCUCUCCAUCAACUGCAACUAUCUCAUCAGCUAUAUUAAUUUCAUAAACUGUUUAUCUAGAGUUCUCAUAUGGAUAUGUGCUUAUUUAGAUAUAUGUUGACCCUGGGCUCUCUACUUAUUUGAUAGAGUAUAAUAUUUUAACAGGUUAAUAAAGCAAGCUAUUGUUGGCGAAUGAAGAUAUCACUGCUGGUAUUAAUCAAUUUGCUAAUUAUAAUAUAAGAACUAAAACUAUUGUGAUGAAUUCAAGUAGUUCAAGUGUGAUAAACUCUAGUUUACUUUCUACUUAGUGCUCUAAAAAAUGUGUUGGAUGUCUUUAAAGCAAUUUUUGUACUGCUUGUGAUGUAACAAAAAAUAGAAUUUAUGGAAAGGGUUAUAACUGUUCUUGCAGAUAAGGAUACUUUGAAGAUAACGAUGAAAAUUGCAUUAAAUGUGCUGAUCAAAAUUGUUCAGUAUGUAGUUCAACUUAAACAAGUUCAUGUAUUUAAUGCUACAGUGGAUAUUAACUAGUUAGUUCUUAAUGUUCUAACUGUCCUUUAGGUUACUUUUAUGAUACUUCUAACUGUAUCAGAUGUAAUUUUAAUUGUUCUUCUUGUAGUAGUUUGUCGUAAUGCAUUACCUGCAAUCCAUACAAUCCUCUAAUUGUUUAAUCUCCACCAACAUGUGCAUGUAAAGAUGGUUAUUACUUAGAUUCAAUAAAUUAGAUUUGCUAAAAGUGCCAUGCUAGCUGUAAUACUUGUAAUGGACCUUUUAGUAAUUAAUGUUUAACAUGCAGCAAUUACCCUGCAUAUUCAACACUUGAUCCUAAUACAGGGUUAUGCAAUUGUUCACCAGGAUAUUAUAGAACAAGUGAAGGAACUUGCAGCUAAUGCUCUUAGUACUGUAAUUCUUGUGAAAACUCAAGCACUUAAUGUACUAGUUGUGAUGCUACUUAAAAUAGGAUUUUAAAUUCGAAUGCUUAAUGCGUGUGUAUAAGUGGGUAUGCAGAAGAUUCAACUUCUACUAAAUGCUUAUAGUGCACAUCAGCAAAGUGUGCUUCAUGUUCUAAAGCUAAUUUAGGUAAAUGUACAUCUUGCAUCAUAGAAAAUGGUAUUCAGUUAGUACUAAAUGGUAAUAACUGUUCUUGCCCUUCAGGAUAUUAUGAUAAUGGUACAAGUUGUAUUACAUGCCACUAUACAUGUAAUAGCUGUAGUGGCUAGCAAUAAAAUUAAUGCACAUCAUGUAACUAUUCUUUGACAUUAUAAGCAGACAACACCUGUAAAUGUGCUGCUGGGCAUUAUUUUUUAAAUGGUUAGUGCUUACCAUGCAGCAAUACAUGUGAUACAUAAGGAUGCGUUUUUGAUGCUAGUAUAUGCAUAGCUUGUGCAGCAAAUAGUUACAUGGUUGGUACUUCUCCAGGUAAAUGUUAUUGCAAUAAUUAGUACUAUUUUGAUGGAAAUAAAUGUCAGUAAUGUUCAUAAUAACUAUGUUAAACGUGUACAUCCACCUAAUGUAUAUAAUGUUUGCCAAAUGCUUAAUUUGAUAUCAAUGGUAUUUGCUAGUGUGUUAGUGGUUUUUAUAACAAUAGUGGUAGUUGCAGUCCUUGUGCUGCAAACUGUUUAACAUGUGACCACACAGGAUGCUUAACAUAUAAAUGUGAUCCUACUUGUAAAACGUGUACUGGUUCAAACAAUAACAAUUGUACUGAUUGCUAUCAAUCUUAAAACAGAAAGCUUAAUGCCGCUACAGGAACUUGUGAUUGUGUAACAUCAACUUAUUUAGUUCAAAAUUAUAUUUGCUUGCUAUGUCAUCCUUCUUGCUUUAGCUGCACAGGACCUUAAGCUAAUCAAUGCCAAAGUUGUAUUGAUUCAAAUAUGAAUUUUUCAAAUGGUUAUUGUUAAAAUUGCAAAGAUGGAUAUUUUAAGCUUGAAAAUGUCUGUUAAAUAUGUAAUAGCGGAUGUAAAAGAUGCGUUAACUCAGCCACCUUUUGCUUAUAAUGUUCUAAUUAACUAUUAUUAUAAUCAAACAAUACUUGCUAAUGCAAUCCAGAUUCACAUAUUAUAAACACAGACCAAUGUUAACUAAAUAGUUGUGACCCUACCAAAUUUUGUAAAACUUGCCUAUCUGAUCUGAAAACAUGUCUAUCAUGUGAUUCAACAUAAAACCGUUACUUAUAUGGAACCCAGUGCCUAUGUUUGCCUGGAUAUGGAUAAGACGCUUCAGGUAAUUGUGUCUUAUGUAAUUAUCCUUGCUUUAGAUGCUCAAACAAUGAUCACACUGUAUGUACAUAAUGUGAUCAUUAAAGUUUUAGAAUACUUUAAGGUUCUACUUGUGUCUGUUAACAUGGAUACUACGAUGAUGGGACAAACAUGGUUUGUAAACAAUGCAAAAACAAUUGCUUGACUUGUUCUGAUGGUAUUUCGUGCUUAACUUGUAAAAGUGACAGAGAUGCAACACAUAAUUGCUAAUGUUUAGCUGAAAAUUAUUCUGAUUAUGGAUUCCUAAGUUAAUGUGUUAAAUGCCCAUUUGGGUAUUUCUCUUCUCCUACAGAUACAAGUAAAUGUUUGUAAUGUGACUCAAAAUGCUUAGAAUGCACUACAACUAGUACUAAUUGUAAAUCUUGUGAUCCAAAAAGCCUUAGAGUUAUAGGUUCUAAUACAUGUAAUUGCCCUCCUUAAUUUCCUUUAGAUGAUGGUACUUAGUGUCUGCCUUGUCCAUACUAUUGCCCAACUGGUUGUUAAGUUUAACUUUCAGAUCCUACCAAAAAAUUUAUAAAUGUUUGCACAGUAUGUGAUAAUACAUUUAACCGUACUUUAACUCCUGAUUAUCUUUGUAAAUGCAAUGAUGGAUAUUAUGACUAAAUAGGAACUGGAGCUUGUUAGCAAUGCCAUUACUCGUGUGCUUCUUGUACUGGUCCUGGUGUUAGCUAAUGUCUUACAUGCCCAGUUGAUAGAGAUUAAAACACAGUUGUUGAUCCUAAUACAUUUAUUUGUACAUGUAAAUAAUAAUAUUAUGAUGAUCCAAUCAGCAAAUCAUGUAAAUAAUGCAAUUUAUCCUGCAAACUAUGCAGUAAUUUAAACACUUGUCUUUCUUGCUCUGAUCCUUUAAUGAUUCUAAAAAAUGGAGUUUGUACAUGUCCUAAUGGAUAUUAUUUGAAUCCUUAGCCUGGUCAUCUUAAUUCUUGCCUACCUUGUCACCAUAGUUGUGGAACAUGCUUAAAUAAUAAUUAAGUAGAUAACUGUUUGACUUGUGCUCACUAUACUAGGAUAUUCUAAUUCAAUCCAGCUAAAAGCGACUAAACAGGAACAUGUAAUUGUGUAGCUAAUUUAUUUGAAUCAACAAUAAAUCCAAUUGAAUGUGUUUAGUGCCAUUAUACUUGCUUAACUUGCUAAGGAGGAUCGAAUACUUAGUGCAUGACUUGUGAUCCAGAUAUGAACAGAGAGUUAUCGACUGCACCUAAUCCUGGUCCUGGAUAAUGUAAUUGUAAACCAAAUUAUUAAGCUUCGUCAGGAACUGCAUUAUGCACUAAUUGUGAUAUCAGCUGUUAAACUUGUAGUGGUCCUAAUUAUAAUUAAUGUUUAACCUGUGAUUCAACAAGAAAUUUACAAACUUCUGGUGCUUAGUAAACUUGCCCAUGCAAAAAUGCAUUCUAUGAAGCAUAUAAACCUAAAUGUUAAGCAUGCCAUUACUCUUGCGCUACUUGUGAUGGACCAAAUAACUACAAUUGUUUGACAUGUCCAGCUGCUGGUUCAUUUAGAUUAAAUGGAUAAAUACCACUUUGCCCAUGUUAAAACUAUUAUUAUGAUGAUGGUAAAAAUUAAAAUUGUGUACCUUGUAAUUAUAAAUGUGCAUAAUGCCUUUAAGGUUCACCAAAUGUUUGUACAUCUUGCUUAUUAAGUGAUAAUAGAGUUUACAAUCCGCUUUCUUAAAAUUGUGAUUGUAUAAAUGGAUAUUAUGAUGAUGGAGCUACUCAAUGCAUUUAAUGUGAUCCUUAGUGUGUUACAUGCUAGGAUACAACUGGAUCUUGUCUAACUUGUGAUAGUUCAAAAAACAGAACUCUGGAUUCUUCAAGCCAUAAAUGUAUUUGUUAGAAUGGAUAUUUUAGCUUAGAUAUUAGCAAUUAAGAUGUAUGCUAAAAAUGUCCUAGUGUAUGUCCGGAUUGUGAUAAGUAAACAGGUUAAUGCAAAAGUUGCUUUGGAAAUAAUAGAGUUCUUCCAAAUUGUAAUUGUCAAACUGGAUAUUAUGAUGUAGGGGAUGGUAAUUGUUAAUAAUGUGAUAAGAGUUGUCCAAAGUCGUGUUAAGGACCAUUAAAAAAUUAAUGUUUAGAUUGUACAUCCUUAAUUAACGGUUAAAAUCUAUAUAGAAAUUUUAAUUAGAUUACUGGUAUGACUACUGGUACUUGUGAUUGCAUGGAUGGUUAUAGUGAAGAUACUUAAAAUCCUACUUAUUCGCAAUGUAUAAAGUGUAGCCCAAAAUGUUUAACAUGUUUAUAAUAAAACAAUUCGUAUGCUUGUCUAAGCUGUAGAUCUAGUUAGUUUAGAUACCUUCAAAAUAACUAGUGUUUAUGCUUACCAGGAUAUUACGAUGAUGGAACCAAUUGUUAAGUUUGCGAUGCAAGGUGUAAGACAUGUAGUAGCAGUUCAACAAAAUGUACUAGCUGCUCUGAUUCUAAUAAUAGAUAGCUAAAUACCUCUACAAAAAAAUGUGAUUGUAAGUUAGGUUAUUAUGUAGAUCCUGUAAACAUCAGUAAUCCUACUUGUCUAAAAUGUCAUUAUUCUUGCUAAUCAUGUAACGGUCCCAAUUAAACCGAUUGCUUGACAUGUGAUAUUAAUUAAGGACGUAAAAUAAAUGGAGGAACAUGUAUUUGUAUUGAUGGAACUUAUGAUGAUAAUUCAAAUCAAUUAUGUGUAUCUUGUGACUGGUCAUGCAGCACUUGCUCUUAAACCGGUAUUGAUUGUUAAACAUGCGAUUCUACGAGAACUUUACAGAAUGUUACAGAUUAGUAAGGAAAUAUUCACAAUCUCUGUGUAUGUAAUCCAAAUUAUUAUUCUGUUUAUCCAAAUAAACAGUGCCUUAAAUGCCAUUAUAGUUGUCAAUAUUGUACUGGUCCAGGAUAAUAUGAUUGUACUUCUUGUGAAAGUACAGCUUUUAGAGUUUAAGGUACUUUAAAUAGUAAUGGAAUAACUUUUUCUUGUAAUUGCAUGGUAGGUUAUUUCGAUGCUGCAGGAUAGUAUUAAUGUAAAACUUGUCCUUAUGAUUGUAAAACAUGUGUUCGUGACUCAGUCAAUUAAGAAUGCUUGACAUGUGAUCCUGCUAGCAAUCGUUAAUUAAAUUAUGUUACGGGGAGAUGUGAUUGCAAGCCUGGAUAUUUUGAAGAUGUAGGUUUAAGUGAGCCUGUAUGCUAACCUUGUCAUGCUUCUUGUUCUUAAUGUAAAGCAAGUACAUUUUAAGACUGUACAUAGUGUAGUUCUCUUAAUUUUAGAACUUUUUAAAAUGGAUAAUGUGCUUGUUUAGCUGGAUAUUAUAAUAUUGAUAGUAAUACCUCUUAAUGUGCUUCUUGUCACUACUCAUGUAAAACAUGUAAUGAUAUAACUGGUAGUUCAAACAAUGCUUGUUUGACAUGUGAUGCUAAUAGUUUUAGAUAAUAAAAUGGUACCUAUUGUUAAUGUAUCACAGGAUAUAUGGAUAUACCUAACUAAAAAGCUUGUUAGCAAUGCCAUUUUAGUUGCGCUUCCUGUGAUAGCACUUUACCAAUAACUACAAAUUAAUGCUUAUCUUGUAAUGCUGUAAAUAACAGGGUUUUGCUAGGUAGCAAUUGCCCUUGUAAAACAGGUUUUUACGAAAUUCCAGGUAAUCCUGUUUGCUAGCCUUGUGAUCCGAGUUGCUUAACUUGUAGUGGAAGUUCUCCAUCAUAAUGCCUAAGCUGUGAUCCUACGAAUAACAGAGUCUAAAUUGGAUAAACUUGCCCAUGCGCUGUUGGUUAUUUUUCAAUAGGCACAAAUAAUGCAAAAUGUGUAAGCUGUCACUAUAAAUGUCUCACUUGCAAUGGACCUAACUAUAACCAAUGCACAAGUUGUGAUAGCUCAAUGUAAAGAGUUCUGAUUAAUAACUAGUGCCAAUGCUAAUCAAACUUAUUUGAUAUUAUAGAUACAAAGUUAUGUUCUAGUUGCCACUAUUCUUGUCUUUAGUGCACAUCUAACACUCAAUACAGUUGUACAUCUUGUCCUAUAGGAUCUAAUAGAACAUUAGUUAAUAAUCAAUGUCUUUGUAACGAUGGCUACUUUGAUAAAAGUUUAACUUAAGCAUGCUAAAAAUGUGAUUUUAGGUGCAAAACUUGUGAUCCAACAAAUACGAGUAAAUGUCUUUCAUGCAGUGCUGCUAAUAAUAGAAUAUAAAGUGGAAAUAGUUGCAACUGUAUUAAUGGGUACUUCGAAGGUAAUUAACCUGCAUGCAUACAAUGUGAUGUAACUUGCUUGUCAUGUAAUGGUGCAGGCCCUUCUUCUUGCACAGCAUGUGAUGCUAAUCAAUUCCGUUAAUUAAUGCCAGAUAACACAUGUAGAUGUAUAUCUGGAUAUUAUUUUGAUACAGGAAGUUAAAAAUGUUUACCAUGCGAUAGUAAUUGUUUGCAAUGCUAUGGCAAUGCAAAAUAAUGUACUGCUUGUGACUCAAGUCAAAUAUUAUCUCCUUAAACAAACACUUGUGUUUGUGCUAAUAGAUAUUAUAGUAACAAUUCUAUUUGCUAGCCUUGUGACCCAUCAUGUCUUUAAUGCACUGGUCCAUUAGCAACAUAAUGCUCAUUAUGCAGUAAUACUGAUAAUAGAACUCUUGUUGGAAAUUAAUGUUAAUGCAGCAAUGGAUUUUACAAUAUUCCUGGAAAAAGUUAAUGUGCUCCUUGUCAUUACAGCUGUCUUACAUGCAAUGGACCUAAUUCUAAUAACUGCCUUAGCUGCGAUUUAGCAAAUAGCUAAAGAUAGUAAAAUGGUAACUAAUGCGGAUGUACUACUGGGUAUUUUGAUGCUAAUACAGCAGUUUGUUAAAAGUGUCAUUACUCUUGUAGGUCUUGUGAUUAAUAAGGCCCAAAUGAUUGCUUAGAUUGCCAAGUAAAUGUACAUAGAAACUAUGUAGCACCUUUAAAAAAAUGCAGUUGUAUAGAUGGAUUUUAUGAUGAUGCAGUAUCUUAAUCUUGUCUUGCUUGUGACCUUUCUUGUUAGACUUGUUAAGGAGCAGGACCAAGUAAUUGUCUCACAUGCAACUUGAGUCAAAACAAUCGUAUUUAUAAUUCUGUAACAGGAUUAUGUUAAUGCAUUGAUGGUACCUUUAAUAUUCCAAAUUAAGCAAGAUGUGGACCUUGCCAUUACAGUUGUUAAGCUUGUUCUUCUUCUACAGCAUCUAAUGCCUGCACAUCUUGCAGUGCUUCAAAUUAAAGAACAUACAACAGUGGAACAAAUAGAUGUGAUUGCAACGAUGGAUAUUAUGAUGAUACACUUUCUCCUCUUUGUGCUCCAUGUAACUUUACUUGUAAGACUUGCCAGAAAGGAGAUGCUAAUUCAUGCACCAGCUGUGACUCAGUCAACUAUUUUAGGUAGUAUAAUUAAGUUAAAUAGACAUGCGAUUGCUAGAAUGGCUAUUAUUCUCAAUUAGGAAUUUAGAGAUGCCAACCUUGCCACUUUACAUGCAGUACAUGUAAUGGAUCAGCAGAAAACAAUUGUCUUAGCUGCUCACUUGAAUCUAAGAGAUACUUGACAGCUAGCAAUACAUGUGCUUGUUAAGUUGGCUUUUAUGAGGUAGUUUCACCUGAUAAUCCGGCAGUAAGAAUAUGCUAGCCUUGUAGUCCCACAUGCUUUUCAUGUUCUACUUACUCUAUGUGUUAAGGAUGCAGAAGUACUGACAAUAGAGUUAUAAAUCCUGUCACUAAAACUUGUGAUUGCAAAGAUGGAUUUUAUUAAGUUUCCUCUGGUGGUACCAUAUAACCAAUAUGCUAACCUUGUUCAAGUGCAAACAAUUUAAUAGUCUCAUAAGAUAAGCAAUCAUGUAUUUGUAAGCCAGGAUAUUAUAUGAACACUUAAGGUAUUUGCUCAUAAUGUCCUAUUUCAUGUUCUGAAUGCAGCAGCUUUAGUAAUUGCACUAUUUGUGAUGCAGCUAAUUUUAGAUAGCUUUAAUCUGGUGCUUGUGUUCCUAUGGCUGGAUAUUUUGAAUCAGGUUAAAAAGCAGCAUCUAAAUGUGACCAAGUUUGUAAGACUUGCUCAGUAAAAGCAACUAAUUGUAUUACUUGUAGGACUGAAGAUGGAUUUUAGAUGUAAAGUAAUACUAAUUUGUGUAUAUGUAAUCCAGGAUAUACAUAAACACAAGUUGAUGACUCAGGAAUGACAGUUUGUCGCAGUCCGUAAGAGCUCGCAUAGCAAUCUGAGACUAAUGGAAAUGUCAUGUGGUUUUAUAUAUUCUUAUGUAUUUCAGCUAUUCUUGCAAUGAUUAUAAUUAUAUACAUAGCAAGAAGAACAUGCUUCAAAAGUGGCCCAAAAGCACAAACAGUUCAUGUUUUAAAUCAAAGUAAUUAAGACAUUUUUAACAUUAGAAAUGAAUCAAAUCUUAACUUAGAAGAUAUUUAAAAUGCCUCAGUCUAGUAAGCUGCUUAAUAGAAUGACGAUUUUGGAAUUAUUCCAAAUAAAAAAAAAGAAGUUACUAUAAAUCCUCUUAAUGAAAAAAUUAAAGAAGAUAAUCUAUGA